Lolium rigidum is the source of this 766-nucleotide messenger RNA. RefSeq lists its product as uncharacterized. Lineage: Eukaryota; Viridiplantae; Streptophyta; Magnoliopsida; Poales; Poaceae. The record is from RefSeq and is a predicted model, not a curated record. The coding region runs from base 177 to 470 and encodes 97 amino acids. The transcript is spliced from 3 exons.
CCGUCCUCCAAGAAAGAAAACGCGAGCUUCUUCUGGACUCUGGAGAGAGGAAACAGAACAAACUGUCGCCUCCUUCCCCCUCUCAAAAUCCCCGGCGAUUUCACCCUCUUCUUCGUCGGUACUAGCCAGGCGCACUCCAGACUGAUCCUCGCCGCUUUCCCAUCCCAAGCUUUGAGAUGGAUUCCAGCAAUGCACAGCCUGAAGGUUCAAAGCCAUCUGCUCCCCAAAACCCUGCCAUGGAUUCGUGCCGGAAGAAGAAAACUGAUGAUGCUACCUUCCUUGAAGAUGUGAAAGAGCACAUCGACGAGUUCAUCAACGCCUCCAUGGAUGAGCACAAGACCUGCUUCAAGAAGACCAUUUCAAAGAUGUUUGGCAUGUCGAAGAUUGUUGCGGAGCGGUCCGCUGCAGCAGCAGCAAAGGAAGCUGAAGUCGAGAGCGCUUUGCCUCUUCAGACCAGCGUGUCCCAGUAGAAGAAGGCAUUGGUGGUGGCAGCUUUGGUUCUUGUAUCAGUAGUCUAGCUAGUCACUAGCUGCUGAUAGUGCUUUUUCCGACAGUUGCUGUAUGAGCAAUUGAGCACCACUAUAAAUUUCUUCAAUGAAACUUUUUUCUUAGAUCUUGUAGCAAAAUUUGAAUAAUAGCAGCAGUAUGUAACAAACCUUGGACUCGAUGACUUUCAGGAAUAUAUGAAUUAUCCUGUGUCUCGACUGUAUUGGCCCAAAGGUAUUGGUCUUCGUCCGCAUUCUAGUUAUAUAAAGAUGAAAAGUAA